CGUACCCCGCACGUAGUUUCCGCCCCGGUUUCCCACACCCCGUUCGUCGCCCGUCGUGGAGAACCCGGGGCCUCCAGACUUCCGGAGCCCCGGGCGCGUGUAUAAGUAGAGCCCAGGGCCGCGUGGCUACCAAAGCAGCCAAGUGGAAAAGAGCUAGCACAAGAACACCUUCCUUUCCAGUGCGUAGAGCGAGAGCAGCAGAUAGAAGCCGUCGAGUGCAGGGAUGGCUGGAGCGGUGGGUGUCUGGCUGGAGGCGUUCUCCAGGAUUGGCCGGACGGAGGCCGCCGGCGCCGAAGCCGGCCGGCGCCAUCGGGGUGAUGACGGCGCCGGCGUGGAUGCGGGCGGGAAGAAGAGCGGUGUUGUCCAGGAGAAGAGGCAGCGGAACAGCGGCGUGCUCUCCGACUCGGACACCCUGGUGUGCAUGCUCAUGGACCGCUUCGCCCCGGCGUGAUACGCGGGCCGGCGGGGAGCGCGGCGGCGUCAGUCGGCGUGUGCAUUGCAGCAGCCAGCAGGGUAGGUGCAGGCUGCAGGGUACAUACAUGGAAGGAGGCGGUAUUUCGCUAUUUUGUACUGUAAAUUCUGUGACACUGUGGUUAGCCGUGGCAACUGUAUCAUAAUGGUUCUAUGCCUUCGAAGUGAAUACUUUUUUGGUUAGCAAUCUCA
Molecule: messenger RNA, 663 nt
Organism: Panicum hallii
Lineage: Eukaryota; Viridiplantae; Streptophyta; Magnoliopsida; Poales; Poaceae
Exons: 1
Coding region: 224-451 (75 amino acids)
Source: RefSeq, a predicted model, not a curated record